Ostreobium quekettii is the source of this 1086-nucleotide messenger RNA. The record is from the annotation of a GenBank genome assembly. NCBI's taxonomy places the organism in Eukaryota, Viridiplantae, Chlorophyta, Ulvophyceae, Bryopsidales, Ostreobiaceae.
AUGGAUGACGGCCUCUUGAGGCAGGUCGCCUCCUUCAUUUCGGCACACUCACUUGCAGGGUCGUUGAAAAGAAAGCAGGAGGGCGACAGUGAGGAUGAUCAAGAAGCAGGCAAACACUUGCUAGAAAGUCAGUCCGCCUCAGCACCCAGGUCUAUUGUCCUCCAGCGCAUCGCUUGCGUUAUCGCCAGCUUGGGAUGGAUGGUGGUGUCGAGUGGUCUGAUCCUUCUGAACAAGCACCUCAUGGUGAAAGAUGGCUUCAAGUAUCCCAUGGCGCUGUCAGGGAUGGGCAUGGUGUUCAGUGCCAUUGCAAGUUUCUUGGCAUGCAGGGUGUUCAAGGUGGUAACGCUAAAGGCUGCCACAAAUGCAGUGACCACAAAAUACUUCUUGACACACAUCAUGCCCGUUGGGUUUUUCAUGGCUGCCACCUUGCAUUUCGGCAACCUCGUGUACUUGCACUUGACCGUUGCCUUCAUACAGAUGCUGAAGUCGGUCACACCUGUGAUGACGAUGUUCCUGCUAUUUGCAGCGAGACUAGAGACGCCAACCACAAGGAUGAUCCUCUCUGUAUUGAUAGUAGCCUUUGGGACAGCAAUGGCGUCCUAUGGCGAAGUGCAAAUGACUGCUGUUGGGAUGGCAGCAGCAUUCCUAUCAAGUGGCUCUGAAGCCAUUCGCCUGGUGCUGACUCAGCAUGUGCUGGUGGGCCACAAGUUUCACCCAAUAGAAGGUUUGAUGUACCUGGCACCUGCUUGUAUAUUUUGGCUUUUUCUUGGGGUUGCAUUUUUUGAGUAUGGGACCAUGGUGGAGGCCAAUGCUUUUGCCUUAGUCAUGAGGUCGCCACUGACCUACUUGACAGCUGCUGCUCUUGGCUUUGGGGUGAAUUCUCUGGGCUACUGGGUGAUCGUGUUGUCAUCUUCCCUCACGCUAAAACUCUUGGCGACUGUGAAGAGCGCGGCACUUGUGCUGUUCUGUGCCCUCUUUUUGGGAGAGACUGUGACGCUCAUUGAAGCUCUUGGCUAUGCAUUGAGCAUCGUGGGCUUCCUGUGGUACAACAAGAUCAAGAUGGAGGAUGCGGUGCAGAGCAAAUGA